Clupea harengus (Atlantic herring) is the source of this 4051-nucleotide messenger RNA. It is a transcript of the gene hdac11, whose product is annotated as histone deacetylase 11. Gene Ontology annotation, cellular component: histone deacetylase complex. Gene Ontology annotation, molecular function: histone deacetylase activity. The record is from RefSeq and is a predicted model, not a curated record. NCBI's taxonomy places the organism in Eukaryota, Metazoa, Chordata, Actinopteri, Clupeiformes, Clupeidae. Gene Ontology annotation, biological process: epigenetic regulation of gene expression.
UUGAGAAUAGUGUAAUUUGCUUUCGCUUUAAUUAAUCUGGAUUUUAGCUACUGGCAGUACGUAGCAAUAGCCUAUGACGUAGCAGAGGGAUGUGCUUGCGUUUAUAGCGAAACCCACUUGCUCUGAAGAGGAGGACAUCUAUCUGAUAUAUCUUCUCCACAAAUACUACCGCUUAACGCAAACAUACAGUCACAUGCAGUUAUGCAUCCAACAGCAUGUGUUACUGUUGAGAGGACGGCUUCACAACCGUGCAAAAUAAACAACUAUGCUCCUUAGAAAUAAGGGGGAAAAUAAAUAUGGCUGGCAGAUGAAAAUUGAGCUGCAGUGAAGAAUGUCUGAGAAAGAAGACGAGAAAGGGAAAAGGGGUGGCCACCAUACAGAGCUCUACAUCGAGGUCCCCCCAACAUGCCUGCCCAUCGUUUAUUCUCCUGAAUAUAACAUCACCUUCAUGGGUCUGGAGAAGCUACAUCCCUUUGAUGCGGGCAAAUGGGGAAAGGUCAUUCACUUCUUGAAAGAGGACCAGUUUAUCACAGACGACACCAUAGUGGCAGCCAGAGAGGCCACGGAAGAGGACCUGCUCGUUGUUCACACCAAGCGCUACCUGAGCAAACUGAAGACCCAUGUCUUGGAGGGCUCAAGAGAGUGGUCUUUGGUGGUAGCCACAAUUACAGAGAUUCCACCUGUCUUGUUCCUACCCAACUUCCUGGUCCAGCGUAAAGUCCUUCGACCUCUGCGCACUCAAACAGGGGGCACCAUCAUGGCAGGAAAGCUGGCCAUGGAUAGAGGAUGGGCCAUCAAUGUAGGAGGGGGGUUCCACCACUGCUCCAGUGACAAGGGAGGAGGCUUCUGUGCUUAUGCAGAUAUAACCCUAGCCAUCAAGUUCCUGUUUGAGCGAGUGGAAGGUGUUUGCCGGGCCACCAUCAUCGAUCUGGACGCCCAUCAGGGGAAUGGACAUGAGCGUGACUUCUUGGAAGACAGACGUGUGUACAUAAUGGACGUCUACAAUCGCUACAUCUACCCAGGAGAUGGAUACGCCAAAAGAGCGAUAAAGCGCAAGGUGGAGCUGGAUUGGGGCACUGAAGAUAUGGAGUAUCUCCAGAAGGUGGAGCUGCACGUGGAAGGGGCGCUCAAUGAGGUUCUCCCUGAUAUUAUCAUCUACAACGCCGGCACGGACAUCCUGGACGGUGACCCUCUUGGAGGCCUGGCUAUUUCGCCGCAGGGCAUUGUGAAGAGGGAUGAGAUCGUGUUCCGGGCUGCCCGACGCCGGGGGCUCCCCAUCCUCAUGGUAACGUCAGGGGGCUACCAGAAGAAGACUGCUCGCAUCAUCGCCGACUCCAUCCUCAACCUGCACCAGCAGGGCUUGAUCGAAGGCGGGGCCGCCGAGGGGCCGGAGACGUCGCUCAUGCCACUCCUGAUGAGCAAGUCGUUGUCGUCGGGGGCAACCUUCAAUGCCAUUUGAGGCUGUGGACAGCAGGAGCUGCCUGAAGUCCAGCAUUAUUAAUGGACCUCACAGGCUAAGCUUGUCCCAGGGAUGCACUUCAGAUUGGUUUUCUCUGCUGGCUGAUAAAGGUGAAAUAACCCAAGGCAUGUUAUUUGUUUUUAAAUUAAAAAAAAACACUGGUUGUAAUAGCAUGUGAAAGAAUGAAAUGUAAACAAAACGUAAAAGGCACACCAACUGGUAUUGUAAUGAAUUUUGGCAUUUUGUCCUUUAUCAGCUAUCUGAGAUGCUAUGAGACUAGUCUCAAUCCUUACAGGAUGUGUCUUUUCACUUUAGCAUUCAGGGAGUUUAACAGAGAACCGAUUGAUUCUCUUCACUUUCCAUUUUAAGACAGGUGGUGCAUCCUCCCACUCCGUGUGGCCAGUUUGAACUCUGUGCAGGGCAUGUUUUCUAACCGCAUUUCUACGACCAGUAAAACACCUCACCUUAGCUGUGGGCAGAUUCUCACAGCGAUCAACCUCACAGGAAUGACCUACUCAUUACUGGUAGGGUAGGAAUAACUAACAGGAAUAACAGGAUUUUAGACGGUAUGAAUAACAGCUUGUCAGGGACUAUGAGCUAAUUACAACAGAGUGGGCAGCAAAUGUAGAUGAAAUGGCUUCUUUUAGCGGAGAGAAGCUUCAUGUUUGAGUUAAUUUAGUGAAGGAAAAGGUACUUUGAGUUAAAAGCACUAAUGUAAGUGCUGUGUGAUGAGAAUAUAGAAUGAUAGAAUGAGAGAGUGUGAUUCAUGAUUUAAUUCAAUGUGGUCGUGGAUAACAGACAGGUUCUAGAACAGAACUGGACCUGAUCGGGCCCACACCCAUUCCAGAGUCCAGCGUACAUCUUUAUUUAUGCAGUGUGACCCCUGCAUCCACCGAUUCCACCGGUAACCACGGUUUCAGAGGUUAAUGAGGCCUGAAAUUUCAAAAUAAACAGUUCAUACGUUUUUAAUUCUGUGCCACUCUGCCGCUCCAUACGUGACUCACGUUUUUAAGCGCGUAAUUUCUCAUGUAUGUAUGUCCUCGACUAGGACAUAAAGAAAGGAAGGAAGGAAGCUUAAAAAGUUGUGUACAAUAUAUCUUUCAUUGCUCCAUCGUGAAGCAAUAAUCCCAUUUAUUCAGGAGAGGGACCACAUUCACAUAGUACCUUUUAUUAUGUUAUAUUGUCAUAAUUUUCCUAAUUGUAAUUGUAUUAGGUAUUGUUGUUGAUGUCUUGUUGUUGUUGGUGUUCACUAGUAUCCGUGGUUUCAGCUAUCCGUGGUAGGUCUUGGAAUGUAUCCCCCCGCGGAUACAGGGGCACUUCACUGUUAACAGUUAACAGUUUGAGUGGCAUAAACAGAAAAGCAAAAACAAAAAUGUUGGUCUUAAGUUACAUGCGACAGUGACUAUCUAGGAAAGGGAAUUUCCAAUUUGAGGGAACUGUCUGUUAGACUUGAUGGACAAUAGCCACAUACAUCAAACAGAAUUACACAGCAGUAGUGCAAUUACAGAAUUACACAGCAGUAGUGCAAUUUUCAGAUUUAUGGAUUUGCCAACAACAAACAGUAGUUUUAUGCACUGAAAUCAUCACAAUACAUGUGAAUCCAAUUAUUAAGGAUCCAUUUAGCAUAAUGAGUUUUUCAUUUUUUAUUUUAGUGAUGAUAGAUUAUAUUUGUUUGAAUUAUUUGUUAUGUUUGUAAAUGUAGGGAAUAUGUAUCUACAUAUUUGCAUUCGGACACCCACUGUGGAUGGCGCUGUGCUUUUUGCUGUAUUUUACUAAGAAACACACACACACAUGUUUCUAAACACCACAAUCCUAACGUUAGCCAUCUGUUUUGUAGUAGGGAGAUUCUAAUGUCAUUAGGUAUUCACAGACCCAUUUAAAGACACACUCAUGCGAUUUACAUUUUACAGUCUUAUAACAGCCCAUCCAGGUGUGUUGUACUUAAAUCCUUAAUCCGAAUAUUUUGUAUUCCUGUGUGAAUCCUGCCUUGACUGAAAUUAAUAGUUUUAAAGCUAAAGUCGCCCUCGAUCUGAGAGCCUCUUAUGAUGUCAUUUUACUACUGUGCUGUGAAAGGCUGUAAAGUUUGAUCUGUCAGAAUGCUACCCCAUUCAGAGAAUGAGCAGAAACAGACCUGCCAGCGCCUCAUCUGCUUAACAAAUCUUCCAUUCUCUCAGGAGUCAGCCGUUGGAGCUGAACGCAGAGCAUAUGAUGACAGCGCUUUGUCCAUAUGAGUGGACGGUUAAUCAUGCUUAAAAAGGGUACCUUCAAUUAUGUCAGCUGGUAGAUGGUGAUGGUAAUGGAUGGGAAUCCAAUGGCGUGGAGUAGCAUCUGGAUUGCAUACAUCCUUUGAGGGUGGUGUUGAGUGGCGUUGAGUGGUUGUUGUCGCCCUGUGAAGCGGCGCCAUUAAUGGUUUAAAAGCGUAAAGCAUUGUUUUGAGGUUUGUUUAUGUGGCAGCCCACCACCUGACUCUGGUGAGGGAAUCUUUCCUUAAUUGUAAGAACGUGUGCGAUAGACAGACUGCAUUUGUCUGAAGUAUCUCCAUAUAAACACAACUCUUUAAAAAACGGUUUACACACAGACACACACACACAA